Molecule: messenger RNA, 744 nt
Organism: Rotaria sordida
Lineage: Eukaryota; Metazoa; Rotifera; Eurotatoria; Philodinida; Philodinidae
Source: the annotation of a GenBank genome assembly
AUGGAAGAUUGUAUUCAAAAUGAAUCUCUAGAAAGAGAAUUAGAUAAUGAUGAUUCAAUUCUUGUGAGGUACCUGCGACAGCAAGCAUCUAAAGGCAAAACCGAUGUAACAUAUGAAGAACUGUCGGAUACAAUCAUCGAAGGACUCCUAGCACCAUCCGAUGGUUUUGCUGCUACUUUUGCCAAUACACUUAUUCUACUUGCACUCAAUCCUCAAGUUCAAGAAGAAGCUCGUGAACAUAUUCGCUAUCGAACGACAUUCAGAUCUCACGAAACUAUUACAUUAGCUGAUCUUGUAGGACUCGAUUAUCUUGAUCAUAUAUUGAGUGAAUGCCAACGUCUCUUACCCAUUUUCAUGUUUAAUGUACCGGAAUUAACCAGUUGUGAGAUGACUCUCGGCGGAGUGACUGUUCCCAAAGAAACUAUGGUUAUGUAUGAUGUGCAAACAUUGAAUCGAAGUGAAGACAUAUGGCCCAAUCCACAUGCCUUUCAACCUGAACGUUUCGAAAAACUCAAUGAAAAACAACGAAAAGCCUUGCAUGGUUUUGGUAAUGGACGAAGUCGACGAUGUCUUGGUGAACAUCUUGUACGUAGUCUUCACAAGCUAUUUAUUGCUCGAAUAUUAAUGGCGUAUCGCCUUGCUCCAGGUGACAAUGCACGCAAUAUUGAUGAGUUGCCAAGAGCACGACGACCAUUCAUUUAUGUUCCACAUGUUUUUCUCAAAUUUACACCAAUCAAUGAUUAA